This is a messenger RNA of Agrilus planipennis (emerald ash borer), 353 nucleotides long. RefSeq names its product cecropin-B2-like. NCBI's taxonomy places the organism in Eukaryota, Metazoa, Arthropoda, Insecta, Coleoptera, Buprestidae. The record is from RefSeq and is a predicted model, not a curated record. Gene Ontology annotation, biological process: defense response to Gram-positive bacterium; antibacterial humoral response; defense response to Gram-negative bacterium. The coding region runs from base 64 to 246 and encodes 60 amino acids. The transcript is spliced from 2 exons. Gene Ontology annotation, cellular component: extracellular region.
AGUUGUUAUAAUUCGAACAAAAGUAGAUCACAAGAAACUCAAAACUCAAAAACAAAGGCAGCAAUGAAGUUAACCUACAUCUUUCUGGUGGUUGUAUUCGUCCUAGCCGUUCUACUGGGACAAGGUGAAGCCAAAUGGAAGGGAUGGAAGAAAAUCGAAAAAGGCGGGAAAAGAAUAUUUAAAGCCGCCGAGAAGGGUCUACCAGUAAUUGCAGGAUACAAAGGACUCGCGAAGGGACGCAGAUGAACCACGUGAACUUACCACAACAUUAUAUUACAUGCAUGUAAUUAAUCAGUAUACUUAUAAGUAUUAUAUUUUAAACUAGUUCCAAAAAUAAAAUUUAAUUGCAACUA